Molecule: messenger RNA, 2349 nt
Organism: Limanda limanda (common dab)
Lineage: Eukaryota; Metazoa; Chordata; Actinopteri; Pleuronectiformes; Pleuronectidae
Product: aldo-keto reductase family 1 member B1-like
Cellular component (GO): cytosol
Molecular function (GO): aldose reductase (NADPH) activity
Source: RefSeq, a predicted model, not a curated record
ACCCCUCCUCUCUCUCUCUCUCCGUGGCAUUUAUUAUUAAAGGAGAGGCUGCCUCCUUUCCCAGUUUGGUGAAAGCACUGGUCCGCUUGCAACGAGCACGUCGUCAACAUGAUACCUGCGGUGAAGCUCAACACCGGAGCGGAGAUGCCCAUCGUGGGUCUGGGAACGUGGAGGGCGGAACAAGGAAAGGUCAUCGAGGCUGUAAAAGUGGCCAUAAGUGUCGGUUACAGGCACAUCGACGGCGCCCUGGUGUACCAGAAUGAAGAGGAGGUCGGCGCUGGGAUCCGUGCAAUGAUUGAUCAAGGAGUGGUCAAGAGGGAAGACCUAUUCAUUGUCAGCAAGCUGUGGUGCACCUUCCACCUUCCAUCUCUUGUGAAGGGAGGGUGUGAGAAGACUCUAAGAGACCUGAAGCUGGACUACGUGGACCUCUACCUCAUGCACUUUCCUAUGGGAACCAAGCCAGGUGACGACCUUUUUCCUUUAGAUGAACACGAACAGAUCAUUUCUGAUGAUAGCAGCUUUUUGGACACCUGGGAGGCUAUGGAAGAGCUGGUGGAGCUGGUCAAAGCAAUCGGCAUCUCCAACUUUAACAAAGACCAGAUUGAAGCCUUACUCAACAAACCAGGCCUCAAGUACAAGCCCGUCAACAACCAGAUUGAGUGUCACCCGUACCUGACCCAAGUGAAGUUGAUCGACUACUGCCACUCGAAGGGAAUCUCAGUGACGGCCUACAGCCCCCUGGGUUCCCCUGACAGACCCUGGGCUUCAUCUGAAGAAGCCUCUCUGCUGGAGGACCCAAAGAUCAAGGCCAUCGCUGACAAGUACAACAAGACUUCAGCACAGGUGCUCAUGAGGUUCCACACCCAGAGAAAUGUGAUCGUUAUCGCAAAGUCAGUUACACCCCAUCGAAUCAAGGAAAAUUUCCAGUUGUUUGACUUUGAGUUGAGCGAAGAAGACAUGAAGACCAUGCUGAGCUUGGACAAGAAUUGGAGAGGAUUCCCGAUGCCAUGGGCGUCCAAACACAAAGACUUCCCCCUGAAUACAGAGUACUAAUAUACAUUGGACUGCAUUUUCUGCUGUGCAUCUAUUCUUACAUUUCAGAUUUUACGUGUUGUGUUAACUUGUUUAGAGAGACUGAAGGAUGUAAUUAUACUGAGCUUUUGCUGGAUCUAUGAUCUCCUCUCAUUAAAUUAUCAAAUUGUUGUAGGUUAGGUUUACAAGGGACAGACGGUGCGUGGAAGUUGUCUCUAUAAAAUGUUAAAUCCGCAGAUACAAAAGUAAAACAUAUUUUAACGACACUUUCACAACUUUCCCUUUUUUGUAAGUUUAAUUACACGAGCGGUGUGCACAUAUCCGGGAAUGUGGACCGUUUAUGUAAGCUGCAUGCUGAUGAUAAAAGCCUGACAGACUGGGUUAAGAAGAUAAGAUUAGUUUUUUUACAACUCAAAUAACUUCAUGAAAAAGCGAUCAGGGUUUGAAAUUAACGACAGGGCAGCUGCGGUUUAUAAACAAAUACUGGUAUUCUACUGAAUUUUAGUCAAAAUUUACGCUUGUUAAUAGUUGCUCAUCCUUUGUGAUCACAAGUAUUCUGGCAGACUCCGGUACUUACGCUGUAUCUAUUGAUGUUUUGAAGUUCUUGUGUAAGAAAAUAACCUUGUGUAGGCAUUUUGCAGUAUAAUAAACUUUCCUGAAAUCUAAAUUGGACCAUACCACUGCAGCAAUACACGUGAAGUAUUUGAGCCAAUGACAUUUGUUUUGGUUAAACCGUCUGUGCUCCUACGACUACAUGACAAGAAACUUGGGUCUCAAGAUCAUGCUGCUGAUAAACCUUUUCAGACAUGAACUCCAAACAUAUGAAGAACGCAGCAGGAGAUUCUCUGGGUCAGAAAUGUUCACAACAGGAUCACCUCCAGCAUGUUGAGGUGAGAGGUGACGUCUCCACAUAAUCUCCUGCUGUGUUCUCAUAAGGGCUCUCUGGGACAUUCUCGGGAGGUUUUACUUGGGCUCCCAGGAGAAAGAGCAGAACAUGUAUAUGUUAUGUACAGUACAUCUCACAGGAUCAGUUAGUCUUAAAGUCCACUGGACUGUAUACUUUAUAUAUUAAGUAGCAGAAUAAUCCAAACUACUUUUCACGUGCCUUAAAAGUGAAGUAUUCCCUAUCGCACUACAUUUAUGUUGGCUAUAUAUGUGUGUGAAUGUUUAUACCUGCGUGUAUGUUGAUCACACCAACGCAGGUUCCGGCAGCUCAUUGCUGUACGUGCUGGAUGAAUCUGAAGGAAAACUUGCACCAACUUGUUGUAUUUUUCUGUCACAGGACUUUAUUAAAAAUAAAAACAGCUGACAGAGGAA